Messenger RNA from Penaeus vannamei (Pacific white shrimp), 525 nucleotides. Lineage: Eukaryota; Metazoa; Arthropoda; Malacostraca; Decapoda; Penaeidae. The record is from RefSeq and is a predicted model, not a curated record.
AUGCCGGGACCUGAUUGGUUGAGAUGGUCAGCUCCCGGCUCUCCCAAACGGGCCGAGGUCAGCACUCCACGAUCCUCCACACUGAGCGAGACAACAGCAGAAGCUACUCCAAGCCUGCCUAGGCCUCCGCCGUCGGGGAGCCUCGCCCCCCCCCCCCCCGUCGAUCUCCAACUCCACUCCAGCACCCAGCCAUACCUGUGGGAACUCACACCCGCAGCUUUGCUUUUCGUGAACAAGCACUUUGAGGCGAGUGCUCCGUGUCCCCACUUUGAACAAAUAAAGCAACACGGUGCAUAUAGUAGAACAAGUAAUAGUAUAAGUACAAGUAGCAGUACGAGUAGUAUUAUGAGUUGUAUUAGGAGUAUGAGUAUUAGUAGGAGUAAUAGUAUGAAUACAAGUAGUAUGAGUACGAGUAGUGGUACAAGUGGUAGUAUGAGUAUGAGUAGUAGUAGGAGAAUGGGUAGUAGUAAGAGUUUGAGUAGUUGUAGAAGUACACAUAAUAAUAGAAGUACUAGUAGUAGUUGA